Messenger RNA from Chlamydomonas reinhardtii, 1282 nucleotides. RefSeq lists its product as uncharacterized. Gene Ontology annotation, biological process: nucleosome assembly. The transcript has a single exon. Gene Ontology annotation, molecular function: protein heterodimerization activity; DNA binding; structural constituent of chromatin. Gene Ontology annotation, cellular component: nucleosome. Bases 72 to 533 code for a protein of 153 amino acids. The record is from RefSeq and is a predicted model, not a curated record. Lineage: Eukaryota; Viridiplantae; Chlorophyta; Chlorophyceae; Chlamydomonadales; Chlamydomonadaceae.
GCGCAUUCUCUUUCAGAGCGACUAUCCCAAUACACUCAGUACCUUUGCCGCUUGUCAACAAGUCUAUCAAAAUGGCCCCCAAGAAGGACGAGAAGCCCGCGACCGCCGAGGCCGGCGCCGAGGCCCCUGCCAAGGCUGAGGCCAAGCCCAAGGCCGAGAAGGCCGCCAAGAAGGCCAAGAAGGAGCCCUCCAAGAAGGCCGCCAAGGAGCCCAAGGGCGACGGCGAGAAGAAGGACAAGAAGAAGAAGAAGAGCGCCGUGGAGACCUACAAGCUGUACAUCUACAAGGUGCUCAAGCAGGUGCACCCCGACACCGGCAUCAGCAGCAAGGCCAUGUCCAUCAUGAACAGCUUCAUCAACGACAUCUUUGAGAAGGUGGCCACCGAGGCCUCCAAGCUGAGCCGCUACAACAAGAAGCCCACCGUGACCUCCCGCGAGAUCCAGACCGCCGUACGCCUGGUGCUGCCCGGCGAGCUGGCCAAGCACGCGGUGUCGGAGGGCACCAAGGCCGUGACCAAGUUCACCUCGGGCUAAAUGCGCUCAGAGGCUGGACCGUGUCUUCUACCGUCCUUACAACAUACUCGGUGUUUUUCAACACCACCUUGACGUGGGACUGGGGCUUGGGGAUGGGGCGGGGAACCCUAACUGGCAAGAGUGCGGUGGGCGAGGAACCAGUGUAGAUUACGCUACCGAUUUCAAUGCGAGUCCAGGGGGCGUUUGGUAACCGCCAUACCCCCAGCUAGCACCAGGCCCCCACCUGCCCCAGGUGCCCUUCCAGCCCAUACGCCAAACACACAAGGCCAAACGGCACAGGGACCUCUGUCCUCAGCUAGACGCCCCUGACUCGCUAAGCUGGCCACCACACCAGCUGUCUUCGUACUCUUCAGCAAUUGCUGAGUUUUGCGUGCCAUGGAUGCCGUGGGCGAGAACACGGUUUGUUCCCAUCUCGCCAACGGCGGCGGCCCACCCACGGAAGUUGCAAGCCCUGCUCAGCAGGUGCCGUCAAGGGUGCCGUGAGUUUGGGCAAACAAAGGUAGGAAAGGUAGGACUGGAACAACACCGAACCAGCGGUUGGUUACGCCGGCUAGGGACAUUGUGCACCGGUACACGAGAAUGGGCGAACAGCAUAAAUGACGAGGGAAGUUGCUUGGCUGUCGGAGACAGGUGUGCAGCCACUGCGUGCACCCGCCUCUUAAGUAUCCCGGUAAUCGCAGUCCACGUCACGGGCUUGUGAACGGCGUCAGAGCAUGGUGCGUGUGCAUGGUCCUAUUUGCAGAUUGUUA